Messenger RNA from Scatophagus argus, 2561 nucleotides. It is a transcript of the gene aoc1, whose product is annotated as amine oxidase copper containing 1. The record is from RefSeq and is a predicted model, not a curated record. Gene Ontology annotation, molecular function: copper ion binding; diamine oxidase activity; quinone binding. Lineage: Eukaryota; Metazoa; Chordata; Actinopteri; Scatophagidae. The coding region runs from base 119 to 2347 and encodes 742 amino acids. The transcript is spliced from 5 exons. Gene Ontology annotation, biological process: response to antibiotic; amine metabolic process. Gene Ontology annotation, cellular component: plasma membrane.
GCAGCAGUCCAAUGAUCCGUCUUUCCAUAAGUGCACAUUCUUCAUUUGAUGAAGCAGAAGGCUUAGACUAAUCAAACUCGUUUUGCAAAGUGUCUGAAGCAGGAGGACGAUAACAGCCAUGAGGCUUCUCUGUCUACUGCAGUUGGUCUGCUUGGCUUGUUGUAGUGCUUCCAGAACAAGAGACUGGGCUCAUCAUGGUGCCCCCAUGUUUGCUGACCUCACAGUACGUGAGAUGAAAGCCAUCCGGGCCUACCUGCAUGGUAUUCCAGAGCUGGAGCUUACUGAUGCUCGCAGCAAGGCACUGAAGAGGAACAAUAUCCUGCUGAUGGAACUCCAUCUGCCAAAGAAGCAUGAAGCCCUGCGAGCUCUGGACCGUGGACAGGCCAAACCCCCACGUCAAGCCCGUGUAAUCAUCCAGUUCGGGAACCAGGCCAAGCCCAACAUCACUGAGUACAUUGUGAGUCCUCUGCCAUCCCCAAAUUCACAUAUAGUCAAGACAUUUAAGGGAAAUAAGCCUAUCCCAUUUGAAUCAAGGCCUAUUACUUAUGUUGAGUAUUACCAUAUUACUGAAAUGCUGAACAAGGUCACAGAGAAAGUCCACAAGCUCCUGUUUGAGACCACAGGGGGGUUUUCCUUCACUAACUGCUCUGACCGCUGCCUGACGUUCUCAGACAUAGCACCCCGUGGGUUGGGUCCAGGUGAAAGGAGAACGUGGAUCAUGCUGCAGAAGUUUGUGGAGGGAUAUUUCAUCCACCCAGUUGGAUUUGAGAUAUUGAUCAACCACCAGGACCUUGACCCAGAAAAGUGGACUGUUGAAAAGGUCUGGUACAACAGCAUGUACUUUGACAGUGUUGAGGAACUGGUAGAAAGUUACGAAUCAGGAGGUGUGGAGAAGGUCAAACUGCCCAAUCAUAAUGAAGAUGACCUCUACUCUACCUACAUCCCCAGGGGUCAGAGCAGCACUCCCACUAAUAUCCAUGGGCCGAAACUUGUUGAGCCCCAAGGGCCUCGCUAUCACAUUGACGGCAAUUUUGUUGAAUAUGCUGGAUGGUCUUUUGCCUACCGAGUCCGCUCAUCAGCUGGACUUCAAGUCUUUGACCUCCGUUUCAAUGGAGAAAGGAUUGCUUAUGAGAUCAGCCUCCAAGAAGCUAUUGCCUUCUAUUCUGGUGACACUCCUGCUGCCAUGCAAACAAAGUACAUCGAUGCUGGCUGGGCAAUGGGCACCUCAACCUAUGAGCUGGCCCCUGGAAUUGACUGUCCAGAAAUUGCCACUUUUGUUGACCUUUACCACUACUUUGACACAGACAAACCUUUGCAGCACAAAAAUGCACUCUGUAUUUUUGAGAUGAACACUGCUUUGCCUCUGAGAAGGCAUUUCGAUUCUGAUUUCGAGGGGGGAUACAACUUCUACGGAGGGCUGGAAAACACUGUGCUGGUGCUGCGGACAACCUCCACGGUUUACAACUAUGAUUAUAUCUGGGACUUCCUCUUUUACCAGAACGGGGUAGUGGAGGUAAAAGUUAGCGCUACUGGAUACAUUCAUGCCACUUUCUUUACACCUAAUGGACUUAACUAUGGUACUAAGGUGUACAACUAUGUUCUGGGGAACCUGCACACACACCUCAUCCAUUAUAAAGUGGACCUGGAUAUUGUUGGUCGAGAGAACAGCUUUGAGUCAAUGGAUCUGAAAUUGGUCAACUUCACCAAUCCCUGGAGCCCAAAACAUUUUGUCGUCCAGUCCAAACUCCACAGAACAGAGCACAAGACUGAACGAUCUGCAGCUUUCCCCUUCGGCAAAAAGUUCCCACGCUAUGUGCAUUUUAACAACCCCAAUGAGAAAAACAAAUGGGGACACCCAAGAGGUUACCGUAUUCAAUUUAACUCACAUGCCCAGAGUGUCCUUCCGAGAGGCUGGAUGGAGGAAAAAGGAAUCAGUUGGUCAAGAUAUCCUCUUGCUGUGACACGUCAUAAAGACAGUGAAGCGACCAGCAGCAGCUUGUAUGCCCAGAAUAAUCCUUGGGAACCUCUUGUAUACUUUGAAGACUACAUCCGCAACAAUGAAGAUAUAGUCAACCAGGACCUGGUAGCCUGGGUGACAGUGGGUUUCCUACAUGUGCCUCACUCAGAAGACAUCCCUAACACAGCAACACCCGGCAACGCAGUCGGCUUUUUCCUCCGACCUUUCAACUUCUUCGAUGAAGACCCUUCCGUGGCAUCCAGAAGCACCAUCAUCGUCCGGCCAGGCAAGGGUGGCAAGCCGAAGGUCCAGAGGUGGACACCUGAGGUCAUAGGUCACUGUGUGACAGACAAGCCGUUCUUUUACAAUGGCACUUAUGCAGGAGUCUAGAGGUGUUUUCUGGGUUUCCCCAAAAAGUAUUUUAGCACAAAUAUAAUUCAUGCCCAGUUUAGCUAAAUUGCACGAUGAGGAUCUCAGAUCACUUGAAGUAGUAAAAGUUAGAUCAGUAAUGUGUAACAGUUUGAGAUCAUCCUGAAAAUCCUUUGUCAUAUUUUUAAAUUUUAAAUGAAACAAAAUCCAUGUAAUUAAACAGAGAAUGAUACAA